UGGGACACUGCAGCUUUCGUCUGGCCACCUCGAUGGUGGUUGCUCUGAUGUGCACCACCUGCAUCCGUGUGAACGGACUGCCCCAUCCACCGGCCACCUCGGCGGCUCCGAUGAUGGAAAGGAUGGUGGAAAAGGCCUACGACGACAAGUUCGACAAUGUCGAUCUGGACGAGAUCCUCAACCAGGAGCGGCUGUUGAUCAACUACAUAAAGUGCCUGGAGGGCACAGGUCCUUGCACACCCGAUGCCAAGAUGCUGAAGGAAAUCCUACCCGACGCCAUCCAAACCGAUUGCACCAAAUGCACCGAGAAGCAGCGGUAUGGUGCUGAAAAGGUAACUAGGCAUCUCAUUGACAACCGAGCCGCUGAUUGGGAGCGGCUGGAGAAGAUCUACGAUCCCGAGGGACUGUACCGCAUGAAGUACGAGGAGAUGAAGGCAAAGGAAGCAAAUGAAGCCAAGGAAGCCAAAGAGGAGCGUUAAUUAACCUCUAAUGUAGGUGUUCAAUUUAGUGUUUAUUCUGUUUAAAUUACC
Messenger RNA from Drosophila takahashii, 530 nucleotides. It is a transcript of the gene a10, whose product is annotated as antennal protein 10. Lineage: Eukaryota; Metazoa; Arthropoda; Insecta; Diptera; Drosophilidae. The record is from RefSeq and is a predicted model, not a curated record.